This is a messenger RNA of Abrus precatorius (Indian licorice), 975 nucleotides long. RefSeq names its product transcription factor bHLH94-like. The coding region runs from base 1 to 975 and encodes 324 amino acids. Gene Ontology annotation, biological process: regulation of transcription by RNA polymerase II. The transcript has 3 exons. The record is from RefSeq and is a predicted model, not a curated record. NCBI's taxonomy places the organism in Eukaryota, Viridiplantae, Streptophyta, Magnoliopsida, Fabales, Fabaceae. Gene Ontology annotation, molecular function: DNA-binding transcription factor activity, RNA polymerase II-specific; protein dimerization activity; RNA polymerase II cis-regulatory region sequence-specific DNA binding.
AUGUGUUUGCCUGAGGGAGAGAGAGCCAUGGCACUAGAAGCAGUAGUGUAUCCACAACCACAAGACCCAUUUGGUUAUGGAAUCAAAGACCUCUACAACUACAACUUGUUAGAAGGUGGUGGUGGAAACUGGGACUAUGGUGACUUCAACCUUGAAAAAGAAGAACAAGGUUGUGUCAGUUUUCUUGAGAACCAAACAGAAAAUUACCCUUAUGGAGAUUGGAAUUGUUCUCCUCCACCAAUGUUGCCUCACAUCAAUGUGUCAAAUUCAAAUCCAUCUUCAGAGACCAGCAACACACAGAACUUAGAUAGCUCAACUUCCACACCUCCUCGUCCCAAGAGGCGCAGAGCCAAAAGCAGAAAGAAUAAGGAAGAGAUUGAGAACCAGAGAAUGACUCACAUUGCUGUUGAGCGCAACAGAAGGAAGCAAAUGAAUGAGUAUCUCUCAGUUCUUCGCUCUCUAAUGCCUGAAUCUUACGUCCAAAGGGGUGAUCAAGCAUCUAUUAUUGGAGGGGCUAUUAACUUUGUUAAGGAGCUUGAGCAUAGGCUGCAAUUUCUAGGUGCUCAGAAAGAAAAAGAGAUUAAAUCUGAUAAGCCCUUUUCUGAGUUCUUCACCUUUCCACAGUAUUCAACAUGUGGUAGUGGUGGCUGUGAUAAUUCUGCGGCCACUGGUGAGCAACUGGGUGGUGAGGUUCAGUCUGGCAUUGCUGAUAUAGAAGUGACGAUGGUAGAGAGUCAUGCAAAUCUCAAAAUAAGAUCCAAGAAACGGCCAAAGCAGCUCUUGAAAAUGGUCACUAGUUUGCAUGGCAUGCGUCUUACCAUCUUGCACUUAAAUGUUACUACCACUGGGGAUAUUGUUCUCUAUUCUCUCAGUGUUAAGGUAGAAGAUGAUUGCAAGCUAGGAUCAGUGGAUGAGAUAGCUGCAGCUGUAUACCAAAUGCUGGAUAGGAUUCAACAAGAGUCAAUGUUGAAUUAA